CAAGCCUUUUAGAACAAAAUGCAAACCUUUGCCUGCCAUUGCUGUUUCCAACUGACUGUCAUGUUCACCACCGGCGUUAAGCCGCUGCCAGGAUGUUUCGCUCUCCCAUCGCUUUGUGAUGCGUGCAGAAGGUGACAAAAGCAUUUUUCUCGUCUCCGAGGCAGCUGCUGAGCUGCUCCGACAGGAGGUGAAGCUGCCGACUCGCAUGGUGAUGUGCGGUGUGGCAGCUUUCCAGAGGACUGGUUCGCACCACGAACGUGCUUGUCCCUGGCAAUUGGCGCAAGAAGGUGCAGCACAGCUUUGUGCCUUGAAGCUGCGGCGCCAGCUCGCGUGCAGCAGGUCGUUUUUGCGGCAGCUCUUGGUUGAGCGCGAGCUCACCAUAGCAGAGGUUCGCAGCUUGGCAGCGCAGGGUGAUGCCACUGGCCUCGAGGCGCUCUCAGAGGCAGAUGGUGGCGCUUUCUCGCCCGGAUCCAUAGCUUUGACACUGAGCUCCAAGGACGAAGGUGAACGGCCUCCCUUCGCAUUGGUGGCCAAUGCAUCCGAGAGCUCCUUGGAGUUGCUUUUGCGCCAGCAGGAAGCUGGGAGCCUCAUGGAGGAUCUUGCUGGGCAGCCAACUGUGCAGGAGAUCCUGGCCACCAACCAGCAGGAGGGCCUGAAUGAGGAUGAUGAGGCCGACUCUGGUGACCGAGAAGCGGAUGACGUGUGAG
Molecule: messenger RNA, 707 nt
Organism: Durusdinium trenchii
Lineage: Eukaryota; Dinophyceae; Suessiales; Symbiodiniaceae
Source: the annotation of a GenBank genome assembly